AUGCAAACUAUCAAGUGUGUUGUAGUAGGUGAUGGUGCCGUUGGAAAAACUUGUCUCUUGAUCUCUUACACUACCAACAAAUUCCCUUCCGAAUAUGUUCCUACCGUCUUUGAUAAUUACGCCGUUACUGUAAUGAUUGGAGAUGAUCCAUACACUCUUGGUUUAUUCGAUACAGCAGGACAAGAAGAUUAUGAUCGACUUCGACCAUUAUCAUAUCCUCAAACGGAUGUCUUCUUAGUUUGUUUCUCAGUCACAAGUCCAGCUUCGUUCGAAAACGUGAAAGAGAAAUGGUUCCCUGAGGUCCAUCAUCAUUGUCCCGGUGUACCCUGUUUGAUCGUUGGCACUCAAGUCGAUUUGAGAGAAGAUUCAAGUCAUUUGGAGAAAUUAGCAAGACAGAAACAAAGACCGAUUACUACUGAACAAGGUGAAAGAUUAGCUAGAGAAUUAGGUGCUGUCAAAUAUGUAGAAUGUUCAGCCUUGACUCAGAGAGGUUUAAAGAACGUUUUCGAUGAAGCAAUUGUCGCAGCGCUGGAACCACCCGUCACCAAGAAGAAGAAUAAGUGUGUGAUAUUGUAG
Molecule: messenger RNA, 576 nt
Organism: Kwoniella shivajii
Lineage: Eukaryota; Fungi; Basidiomycota; Tremellomycetes; Tremellales; Cryptococcaceae
Product: cell division control protein 42
Exons: 4
Coding region: 1-576 (191 amino acids)
Biological process (GO): Cdc42 protein signal transduction; endocytosis; establishment or maintenance of cell polarity
Molecular function (GO): GTP binding; GTPase activity; protein kinase binding
Source: RefSeq, a predicted model, not a curated record